Equus quagga is the source of this 3773-nucleotide messenger RNA. Its product is annotated as extracellular matrix protein 2-like. The transcript is spliced from 11 exons. The coding region runs from base 186 to 2474 and encodes 762 amino acids. Gene Ontology annotation, molecular function: heparin binding; collagen V binding; protein binding. The record is from RefSeq and is a predicted model, not a curated record. Gene Ontology annotation, biological process: extracellular matrix organization; positive regulation of cell-substrate adhesion. Gene Ontology annotation, cellular component: extracellular matrix. Lineage: Eukaryota; Metazoa; Chordata; Mammalia; Perissodactyla; Equidae.
GAAACCGAGGGCAAAGCAGACACCUGACUGGCCAGGGUGACUGUCAUCAGAUGCCUCUCAGCUCCCUUGAACAUUUUCCUGUUACUGCUUCAAGCUGGAAGUUACAUAAUUUCCAGUGACAUUAAUAAGUAACAGCUUUUUGGUAACAAUACUGUGUGUGUGAGGCGAGGGUAGGCAGCAGCGAGAUGUGGAGAGAGUUAAAUAGCCCAAUCAGAGGCGCCCCAGGAAUGCAGAGUCCUCGACCUUGGCAGCACUGGCAUCUCUGCAGUCCCAAGAGCUCAAGCGGGGUCACGCCGGCUGCUGGAGACUUAAAUGACACCAAGCAAAGCCUACUUAGUUUAGAUUUCCAGGAACUGGAUGGUGAAAAAGCAAGCAUGAAGUUUACAGGUUUGUUUUUUCUUCUGAUUAUCAUUUUUCAAAUUGACUUUGGACAAAAUGAAGAAACUCCUAGGAAGCAAAGGAGGAAGAUGUACUACGGAAGAGUGAGGAAAGGUUCCUCGCCCACCCACAGAUCCAGCAGACAGCUUGGAAUUCAGCACACGAGGGUGGCCACACCAGCAGCAGCACUCCCCGUGGUUAACCUGGAUUACAGCACAGAGGAAAAGUCUGAAUCCUUUUCAAGUUUUCUUGGAGUAGAAUCAAGCUAUAACGUGUUACCAGGAAAGAAGGGACACUGUUUGGUAAACGGGAUGACCAUGUACAACCAAGCUGUGUGGUCUCCCGAGCCCUGCACCACCUGCCUCUGCGCGAAUGGGAGAGUGCUUUGUGAUGAAGCCAUGUGCCACCCGCAGACGUGCCCCCAAACAGUCACACCUGAAGGAGAAUGCUGCCCAGUCUGCUCUGAUACUGGAGCCUCCUAUUCACUGCCCAGUAUACCAUCCAGUACAGCACUAAAUGAUAGAACUGAAUUUUCUGGUGAUUCUUCAGAACAAAGACAACCUACCAAUUUACUUCAUAAGCAACUGCCAGCUCCUCAGGCGGAAACGGGCCAAGCAUUGAGAAAAGAGGAAUUUCAAUUUGAGGAGGAUGAAGAAGAAACUAAACAAGAUGAAGAGAGGGAGCAAAAGAAAACGAGCCCUGGACCUGGAGAUCAGGGGAGGCUUCCCAACGAGGGGCACAGCAGAGUCGGGGGAGCACUGAGACCUGGACAGGAGGGGAGGUGGGCCCGUCCACACGGAUACCCAGUGAGGGAGGAGGAGGACGACGAAGACCAGGAAGACGAGGACGAGGAGGAGGAGGAUGACGACACCAUCAGGGGAGAUGUGUUCAGGACGCCCUCUCGACACCCAGGCCCUGCUCCUCCCAGAGGCAUGCCAGCUCUGCCAAGCAGGUGCUCUCUGUCCUACAGGACCAUCAGCUGCAUCACUGCUGGCCUCACACAGAUACCGCCGCUGACAGCGCCAGGGAUAACAAGCCUGGAGCUCGUUGGCAAUUCCAUCACCUCCAUUCCAGAUGAAGCAUUCAAUGGGUUACCGAAUUUGGAAAGGCUUGAUCUGAGCAAAAAUAAUAUCACCUCUUCAGGCAUAGGUCCAAAAGCAUUCAAGCUUCUGAAGAAGUUAAUGCGCCUGAAUAUGGAUGGAAACAAUUUGGCAGAUAUUCCAUCAGAACUACCACCCACGUUAGAAGAGCUUAAAAUCAGUGAGAACAACCUUCAGGCCAUCGAGGAAGGAAGUCUGUCAGACUUAAAUCAAUUGGUCACCUUAGAACUGGAAGGAAACAAUCUCAGUGAAGCCAAUGUCAACCCUUCAGCUUUUAAACCUUUGAAGAGCCUAUCUUACCUGCGUCUGGGAAGAAAUAAAUUUAGAAUUAUACCACAGGGUCUUCCUGCUUCUAUUGAGGAAUUAUACCUAGAAAAUAACCAAAUUGAAGAAAUAACUGAAAUUUGUUUUAAUCAUACCAGAAAGAUCAAUGUCAUUGUACUACGUUAUAACAAAAUUGAAGAAAACAGGAUUGCUCCUUUAGCCUGGAUAAAUCAAGAAAAUCUAGAAUCAAUUGACCUCUCCUACAACAUGCUCUACCACGUGCCCUCCUAUCUCCCCAAGUCUCUGCUGCACCUCGUGCUCAUUGGGAACCAGAUCGAGCGCAUCCCUGGCUAUGUGUUUGGCCACAUGGCACCAGGCCUGGAAUACCUGUACCUGUCAUUCAACAAACUCACAGACGAUGGCGUGGACCGAGUCUCCUUCUAUGGAGCAUACCAUUCUCUGCGAGAACUGUUUCUGGAUCACAAUGACUUAAAAUCUAUACCACCUGGGGUACAAGAAAUGAAAGCACUACAUUUUCUGAGGCUGAACAACAACAAGAUACGGACUAUUCUUCCAGAACAAAUUUGCAAUGCUGAAGAAGAUGAUGAUUCAACCCUGGAACAUCUUCAUCUUGAAAACAAUUAUAUUAAAACAAGAGAAAUAUCACCCUAUGCAUUUUCAUGCAUAAGAUAUUAUUCAAGUAUUGUUCUUAAACCACAAAAUAUUAAGUAAUUCCAAGUUUUCCUUUGUCAUUUAUAAACUGUACUCAUAUAUUUGUUGCAGUAGCAAUUUUUCAUCAAUAAGAGAAACAUAAUGUCAUGUUACACUCGGUAUAAUUGUGCUAGUCAACCUGAUUCACCAGCCCACAGCUGAACAACAAAACCCACGUCUACCAGGUUCAGGCACCCAGCAGUUAGGGUUUCAGUUGCACUCUGCAAAGCCAUCUCACUGCAGAGGUCUCCUCACGAGAAGAGGACAUUACGCACUGCUGAGCUGACCAGGAGAAUGGGGCAGAAAAUAAGCAUGUCCUUUACAAUAGAACUGAGUAUUGCUAUUAGCUGGGAACUCCCAAGGUUCCUUUAGAAAUUAUGUACGUUAUGGUUCAAGAUCAAGAAGUGUACAGCAGGAAGAAAAUAAAAGGUAGAAUUUAUGAAACAGUAUUUAGUUUAUCAUUCUACUGUUAAAACAACAAUUUUCUAAUUUUCUGUAAGACCCUAGGCUACAAUUAUUGGUAUAAAUACACUUAAUAAUUGGCUUAACUUUAAUUGCUUCUAUUAAUUACAUGUGUGAAACUAAAACACUAUUGUAAUGUUAACUUCCCGGUUUUGAAAACUGUACUAGAGUUAAGUACAUGGUUAUUACCAUCAGGUGAAGCUGGGAGAAGGGUAUAUGUGAUUGAACACUAUUUCGAAACUUUUCUGUAAGUCUAAAAUUUCUGUGUAAAUCUAGAAAGUUUAACAGUAUUUUAAGAUCGUCCUCAUUAUUCUUUACUCAAGAUCAAAAGAUUUUGGGGUUUUUUUCGUGAAGAAGAUGGUCUCUGAGCUAACAUCCAUGCCAACCUUCCUCUACUUUGUAUAUGGGAUGCUGCCACAGCAUGGCUUGACAAGCAGUGUGUAGCUCCACACCUGGGAUCUGAACCUGUGAACCCUGGGCCACCAAAGCAGAGCAUGCGACCUUAACCACUACGCCACCAGACUGGCCCAAGAUCACAAGAUUUUAAUGACAGCAGUGGAGUUCGCUUAAAAGUAUGAGUUAAUUAUCCUUGACUAUAACCUUGUAAAUGUAAACCUAACACAUGAAUUUUUGAAAAUUUUUGCUCCACUGGUCAUUGUUAGCACCUAUCUUCUUCACCCUAAUUUGCUUUAAUGGAUCCUUUUACUCAGUUCAAUUUAACAUACAGCUAUUAGUAUUUACUAUGUACUAGAACUUACCAAAACCACAUAUUAAAAUUUGUUACAUAAUGAUCUUUUAUUUUUAUUUCUAAAAUAAUUUAUAAAAGACACAUAUAGAAACUAUGCUGACUUCUUUUGU